This is a messenger RNA of Dentiscutata heterogama, 1701 nucleotides long. The record is from the annotation of a GenBank genome assembly. Lineage: Eukaryota; Fungi; Glomeromycota; Glomeromycetes; Diversisporales; Gigasporaceae.
AUGUCAGACAAUCCAUUAAUGAAAUUUAUGAUGAACCUUUUCGUCCCUGCUCAAGUUAAAAAACCAUUAGUAGUACCAACCCUUCCCGCCGAAUGUAUGUACCAAAUAUUUCAAAACCUCGUUGAUCAAGGAGAAGCGUUGCACCCAUUCUUACUCAUAAACCGUUAUUGGUGUCGUAACGUAAUCCCUUUCUUAUGGGCUCGUCCAUUUGAUGAAAAUUUAACACCUGAAAAUAUGCACAAAAUUCUAAUAGUUUAUCUUUCUUCACUUAAUGAUACCGAAAAAAUUGACCUUCAAAAUUUUUUGGUUCAAAAUUCUUAUGACACCGAAUCUUUAACAGAAUUAUUUCAACAAGGAAAACCAUUAUUUAAUUAUCCUAUAAUGUUACAAGAACUUUCAAUUAAAAAUUUGGAAUUAUUUGUACGUUCAUGGAUUUUUAGAUAUAAUAUGGAAUUCGGUUGUCAAAAUCAAAUGGAUGAUCAAUUAAAUUUUAUGAUUUCAAUUUUAUGGAAAUUAUUUUUAAGAAAUUCGGUUAAUUUAAGAUAUUUUAGGGUUGAUAAAUAUCCUGAUAAUGAUGACAUUCCAGAACUUUCUUCAAGUUUAGAAAUUCCACAAAAUCUUGGGUUUGUAGGAUUAUCAAAUAUUUCAAAUUUUGAAAUUGAUUUUUCCUCUCAACCUAUGUCAAAAAAUGCUUUAAAUUUAUUAAAAACUAUCCCGAAAUUAUGUAAAAGAAUUCAAAUUUUAGGUAUUAAACUUCCUAGAUUUGAAAAUAUUUCUGAUGCCGUAGAAGCAAUAGUAUCAAUUAUAAUUUCUCAGGAUAGAUUAAAAGAAUUUAAUUUAGAAGGUGUAGAAAAUGAAAAAGAUUCACGACCUAUAAUUGAAGCUUUACAAUCCCAAGUUCGUUCAUUAACCUCCGUAGAAAUAGACAGAGUUGAAAUUACGACAUUGUCACUGUACGCUUUGGCUAAAUGUACGAAUUUGGAAAAUCUUAAAAUAUCGAAUUGUGGUGGACUUACAAUUCAAGAUAUGACAAAUACUGUAACUACAACACCUUCGACUAUUGAUGGAUUGUGGAAUAAGAUCAAAUUUGAGAAUUUAAAGAAAUUACAUCUUGAAAAAUUAUCAAAGAAUGCCAUAAUUUCUUCUUUGAUAAUUCGAUCAAUUGGAAAGUCAUCUGUACGGGAAUUAACAAUGGACGUAAUAACACAAGAUACCAUUAAUUCCAUGAUUGAUAAUUGUCCUGAAAUCACACAUCUUACUCUCUUAAAUUAUCAACCUUCCCUUCAUGACCAUUUAUUGGGUUCCUUAUUUCAAACAUUACAAAACGUCACACAUUUAACUAUUCAAAUUCCAAUUUCUAUUUCGGUCUCUGAAUCUUCGAUUAUUUCAGGAAAAUCACUUCCUUCUUCGCUUACAUAUUUAAAACUUCAAUGUGGAUAUCAAAAAAUUCAAUUGAAUGGAUUACUAAGUGAUUGUUGUAAAGCGAAAUUAAAAGUAUUAAUUGUUGACGUUGUUAAAUUUUUAUAUAUGGAUAUGAAAGGAAUUACAAGUUUUAUUAAAGGACGAGCAGGUUCUUCAGUGAAAUAUCUUGGAAUCGGUGGAGAUGUUAACUGUAAUGGUAAAGUGAUAAAAGAGUUGGAAGAAUUGAAAGAAAAAUGUGGUGUCUGUGUUAUUCCUUGGUACGAAAUUGAAAAGUGGUGA